Molecule: messenger RNA, 2274 nt
Organism: Triticum aestivum (bread wheat)
Lineage: Eukaryota; Viridiplantae; Streptophyta; Magnoliopsida; Poales; Poaceae
Product: endo-1,4-beta-xylanase 1
Exons: 2
Coding region: 17-1969 (650 amino acids)
Biological process (GO): carbohydrate metabolic process
Molecular function (GO): hydrolase activity, hydrolyzing O-glycosyl compounds
Source: RefSeq, a predicted model, not a curated record
GAGAGGGUGGGAAAAGAUGCAUGGUCUGUGGAGGAGGUGUGGUGGUUGCUUCGAGCCUCUGCAAUAUUUUGCGACCGGCGUUCGGUGCGCUUUCGAGCUACUUCGCCGUGAUCUCGACGGCCGACCCUUCCCCCUUUAUAUACGGCCGGCCGCCGUGAUCCCUCCUCAACCUCACCGCACCACCGCAGCACCCGCCAGCGACGACAAGCACGCUCCCCCACUGCCUCCUACUGUCAGCGCCAUGGCCUGCAGCUGCGCUCACGAUGUGGUGUUCGACGCCAACGUGAUCCGGAACAGCGCGCUGGAGGACGGGCUCGCCGGGUGGGCGCCGCUGGGGGCCUGCACGGAGCUCUCGGUGCGCCACGAGGAGCCUGCCAGGGUGCCCACGCAGACCAUCAACGACGUGGAGGACGGGUACAGGCCGAGCGGCAGGUACAUUCUGGUGGCCGGCCGCGGAGGCGAGGAGGACGGCCUCUGCCAGGCGAUCCCCGCCGGCGCGCUCAAGCCCCGCGUCACCUACCGGGUGGCCGGGUGGAUCGGCCUCGGCGACGGCGCCGCCGAGGAGCACGCGGUGCGCGUCAACAUUCGCUUGGGCGGCGACGAGGGCGAGGAAGAAGGAGGCGAGGGCGGGGAGUGCGCGUUGGUGGUCGAGGCCGGCGCGGUGUGCGCCGAGGCCGGCAAGUGGACGGAGAUCAAGGGCGUGUUCCGGCUCAAGGCGAGCCCGGCGUCCGGCGCCGGGGUGCACGUCCAGGGCGCGCCCGCCGGCGUCGACGUGAAGGUGAUGGAUCUCCAGGUGUUCGCCACGGACCGCAAGGCCCGGUUCAAGAAGCUCCGGAAGAAGACUGACAAGGUGCGGAAGCGCGACGUGGUGCUCAAGUUCGCCGGCGCCGGGGCGUCGUCGGGGGUGUCGGGGGCGUCGAUCCGGGUGAUGCAGAUGGACACGAGUUUCGCGUUCGGCGCGUGCAUCAACCCGGCGGUGAUCCAGGAGCCGGCGUUCGUCGACUACUUCACCAAGCACUUCGACUGGGCGGUGUUCGAGAACGAGCUCAAGUGGUACCACACGGAGGCGGUGCAGGGGCAGCUCAACUACGCCGACCCCGACGCGCUGCUCGACUUCUGCGACCGCCACGGCAAGCCCGUGCGCGGCCACUGCAUCUUCUGGGCCGUCGACCGCAUGGUGCAGAAGUGGGUCAAGGACCUGCCCAACGACCAGCUCGCCGCCGCCGUCCAGGGCCGCCUCACCAGCCUCCUCACCCGCUACGCCGGCCGCUUCCCGCACUACGACGUCAACAACGAGAUGCUCCACGGCACCUUCUUCCAGGACCGCCUCGGCGACGACGUCAACGCCUUCAUGUUCAAGGAGACGGCCAGGCUCGACCCCGGCGCCGCCCUCUUCGUCAACGACUACAACGUCGAGGGCGGCGGCGACCCCAACGCCACCCCGGAGAAGUACAUCGCGCAGGUCAACGCGCUCAUGGAGAAGGGCGCCCCUGUCGGCGGCAUCGGGCUGCAGGGCCACGUCACCAACCCCGCCGGCGAGAUCAUCUGCGACGCGCUCGACAAGCUCGCCACCACCGACCUGCCCGUCUGGCUCACCGAGCUGGACGUGUGCGAGUCCGACGUCUGCCUCCGCGCCGAGGACCUGGAGGUGGUGCUCCGAGAGGCGUACGCGCACCCGGCCGUCGAGGGCGUCGUGCUGUGGGGGUUCAUGCAGGGGCACAUGUGGCGCCAGGACGCCUGCCUCGUCAACUCCGACGGCACCAUCAACGACGCCGGCCAAAGGUUCAUCAACCUGCGGCAGGAGUGGACGUCGCACGCGCGCGGGAAGAUCGACAGCGACGGCAACUUCAAGUUCAGGGGGUACCACGGCUCGUACGUCGUGCAGCUCGCCACGGCCACGGGGAAGAUGCACAAGGCCUUCAGCGUCGACAAGGGGGACACACCUCUCGUGCUCGACAUGGACGUGUGACAACGGUUACCUACUACGGUUAUUAUCUCCGAGAGUAUAGUUAUACUACUGGUACUAAUACACGCAUACAACCACACAUUAAUUAAUUUGAUCUAAUGGGAUCAGCAAAGGAAUUGUACCACAUACACCAACUAUAGUUUUGCAUUUCUACAUUUGGCAUUUGGGGUAUAUAUUGUACUUAUGAGAGAAAGUAAUUAAGGUAUUGUAUUGGUUAAUGGAUAUGAUUGAAUAAAAUAGAUGAGCUAUUAAUUACUCCCUCUGCAAACAAAUAUCAGUAAUUAAGGUAUUGUAUUGGUUAAUGGAAA